AUGGAGGGCGAGAAGGACGGCAGCCGGGCCGCCGGCUCCCCCACCACGCGCAGAUCCCCCGCCACCCCAACGCCCCCCCGCGGCACAAAUCCGCCGCCCUCAACUUCCGUCGCCGCCGCCGCCGCCGUCGAUUCCCUGCGGAGACGCCACGUGCAGGCAGAAAUGCGGCUGCGCGAGUUGGAGGAUCGCUUUCGACGAGACUGUUCACGUCAAGAACAGGAGUUGGAGCUCCUACGUCUGGAUAACACAAAGUAUAAGGCGAAGAUUGAAGAACUGCGUAUGGCACAGGCCGAUGCACAACCAAGGACUAGUCUCACCAGCACAGACUCCAAAUUGUUACGGGCAUCCUCACGCAAAUACCGCUCUGCACGUGCCUGUGUAGAGAGAGCUCGUGAGGAAUUAAUGGAAAUAAACGCUAAACUGGUUUCAGCACGACAAAGACUGCAUGAACUGCGUCGUCGUCGCAGUACUUCACACAAACUUUCCGUUACAAGUGCCGCACGAUCACGACAAAGUCGUACCGAUAUUGAAAUCCGCGCUCACGCCUCACGAUUGCAACUCCGUGGACUUGAAGCACAUGUGGAGACAGAAACAGAUCGUCUUUCAAAGCUAAUGGAUGCGGUAAAAACUCUGCGUGAAGAUAUUGAUGUCCAGUUCACCGCCCAAAAUCGCAGUGAUGAUUUAUACAGUGAACGUGAACGAGAGUUGCUAGAUGUAAUGCGAGAGACCUCUUUUCUUGUGGAGGUGUGUAAUGUACUCUUUGAAGAACGUGAUGAUUGCCAAUUACAGCUUGCAGAGAUGCAGCGUACUGCAGCGGCUGAACAUGAAGCCUAUGAACAUGCCUUUGUAGAACUUGUGGCUGUAGAGGAUCGUGAUCGUACGACCAAGACACGUCUUCGUGAGAAUCUCGUGCGAUUGCAGGAUGAUGUUGCGGAGGCCGUUCGUGAAAGAGAAGCGGCGGAACUUGUGGUGCGAGAAGAGCGGGCGGCACUACAACGUGGAACUGUCGCGACACGGGGAACAUCUUCCACCGCAUCCAAUGGAGGAAUGGGUUUGGAGGGAAGUAAUGAGCGGGAAGAUGUAGAUGAUGAUGGAAAUGGAAGUGAAGGUAUUCAACGGCAAUUAGAGGAAUUUGAACGGUAUCUCACUCGACUUGCACAACUUGCUGGAUCUGAUGAUUUAGAUGAUGUGCAGCGAUUUGUGUGUGGUGGUAGUGAUGAACGGUUUCAAUUAUACACAGCACUUAAUCAUAUUCGAGAUGAUAUCAGCAAACUUGAACAAGAACGUGAUGCGCUUUUGCGGGAAACUGCUGCUAAUGAAAUGGGAAUAGAAAAGGGAGAGGGAGGAGAAAAAGGAGAAGAAGGUGCCGUACAAGAGCGUCGAAUGCGUAAAGAAGUGGAAGAGCUUCAAGAGAAUUUACGAGAGAUACAACGCGUCACACUGGAUCAUGUUCAACAUGCAGAGUGUGCAAAGACAUAUCUGGACUCCACACUACCUGUGAUAGAUUCAAUCUUUACAGCACUGGACUGUGAUGAUACUCGCAUUGUGGCUGAACACGGCUCUCGUUUCUUAUCACGAGAAACGUUAGAACUCUUUCUAGCAUCUAUUGAACAACGAUUGGAGGAGUACAUGGCGGUUUGGGUACAAAGCAGACCACAAAAACAACAAGAGCAACAACAACAACGACAACGUUUGUUACUCGCAAAUCCUAAAUCGACUACUACUACUACAGCAGCAGGGAAAGCUACUAUAUCACCACGGUUACUUCCCUCAACAGGUGAUCAGCAAGAGGAAGACGCAAUUUUACGUGAUCGAAGCAUUGCAGAGGAACCUAUCCCUACUGAAGUUAUUCGCGCAGCAGUAACUAAAGAAUAUCAACGGAAUUCUAGUGGAGCUCUUGUGCAGAAGAAGUGA
Messenger RNA from Trypanosoma theileri, 1914 nucleotides. RefSeq lists its product as uncharacterized. The record is from RefSeq and is a predicted model, not a curated record. Bases 1 to 1914 code for a protein of 637 amino acids. NCBI's taxonomy places the organism in Eukaryota, Euglenozoa, Kinetoplastea, Trypanosomatida, Trypanosomatidae. The transcript has a single exon.